AUGUCUAGUCUAUGUCGUUAUGAUAGUGUAGAUAGAGAAACAGAUUUGGGGAAUACCGAUUCAGACGGGAUUUACAUUGAUGUACGGACAGGUUUGACAAGCACUCGAAAACCGGGUUCCCAUUUAUCAGGUAGUUUGCUCCAAACUUCUAACGAAUAUGGUGAAACAUCUGCUGGCUUUCAACGUACUGCAUCAGCACAGACCACAUUACGUGAAGCAACCCGAAUACUUUCCACAAUGCCUCGAGGUAACAAUUCAGAAGCAACAGGUUUAUCAUCAGCACCAACACCAUUGAUGAUGCUACCUGCUGGUGGUAGCAGUGUUGCCAUGGAUGAUGAUGAUGAUGAUGAUGAUGAUAACGGUAGUAGAUAUCAUGACAAGAAGGUUGAUUUGUUUUUGAGACUCUCUACCUAA
Heterobilharzia americana is the source of this 414-nucleotide messenger RNA. The record is from the annotation of a GenBank genome assembly. Lineage: Eukaryota; Metazoa; Platyhelminthes; Trematoda; Strigeidida; Schistosomatidae.